Molecule: messenger RNA, 1575 nt
Organism: Symbiodinium sp. CCMP2456
Lineage: Eukaryota; Dinophyceae; Suessiales; Symbiodiniaceae
Source: the annotation of a GenBank genome assembly
AUGAUCAUCGUUUGCUUCGGGGUUUUCGUCUUCAUAACGAGGAACCUUCGAGACACCAUCACACCUCUUUGCUGGGCUGCAUUUUUCGCAGUUCCGAGCACGCUGCUGAUCUCGUACUUGGAUCGCCUGAUCAAUGCGGUCAUGAGCAGGCUGGUGCAGCUCUGGCAUCGUAUGUGGGGCUCGCGACGAGUCGAAUGUCCAGAGUUUGUCCACUUCGUGGCCGCCCAUGGCGACAGCCACAUUUGCCUAGACAAUGCACCUGGCACAGCUGCAUUCCUUCGCAAGGUGAACACGCCAUGCAUUGGCUGUGGCGCCGGGCUCCUCAAGCUGCUGCAAGUGCUGCGCCUUGAGUCCUGCUUCCGGCGGCGCGUCAAGAUUGUCAGCCUCUCUUUGCAGGAUGGCACUGAUGGCGAAUCCCUGGGCCCUGAAGUCAAUCGACUGGUACAAGGCUGGACUUACUACGCUUCCAGUGCAGGAACACGGGACUUCGCGUUUGAUGGCGAGGAAGGACUCACUACAAUUCGGCUCGAGCUCUUCCUGGACGCAUCAGAGCAGUAUGCUGCGGUGAUCCCGACAAGUCCGCCUACCACGCGAUCAAACAUCAAUGGGACCUUGGAGAUGGACAAGAGCUCUUCCCUGUCCUGGUUGGUGGCGCUGCUGUUAACAUUGCUUCUGGUUUCUGCCGGCAUGUGGUUCUUUAUUGAAUGCAUCACUCUGGGCGUGCAGAGCUUCACAGCUAACUUGGACGAUUACAAGAAGGGUGUUGAGGAUUUUCUCAACCUUGUCAAGCCGAUUCUGCCGGAGAGCACAUGGAAGGAGCUGCAGCAGAAGAUUACGUCGUUCCUAACCAACGAGCUUGGGACGCUGGCCUCGCAGCUUGCGUCUUCACUCGAGUCACUGAGCUUCCAGGCUCUCAUGUUCUUUGUGUACCUUUUCUUUUGGAUCUUUGAGCCUCUGCCAGUGAGCAGCCCUGUCGCAGAGGUCUUCAAAUCUUAUCUUCUGAUGAAAACGUUCAUUUGCUUGCUUUUCUCUGCCUUGAUGAGCGUUUUGCUCAUGUGCCUGCAGUGCAAGAUCUGGAGCCUAUUUUUUGUUUUGACCUUCCUUCUGAACUUUAUUCCGGAGAUUGGUGCCAUCGCCUCUGCGAUCCUUACAGUCCCGGCCAUCUUGUUUGAUGGGCAUCUGCCUAUGGAGCGGCGCCUGGAGAACUUGAUUUGGCUCGUGAUCAUGGGAACCGCGAUCAAAGUCUUCACAGGCAAUGUAGUGGAGGUGCAGAUGUAUGCUACCAUGGGUGGGCAGUUUAUGCGCAUGCACCCCGUGAUCAUCAUGGCGUUGAUCAUGCUGUUCUCCUCACUCUUGGGUGUCACUGGAAUGUUCUUGGCCGUUCCGAGCAUGGCGGCAGUGAAGUACUACCUGGUCUCAACCGACAUGCCAGAUCAGUUUCAGCAUCCACUGCUAGUUGCAAUCGAGGGUGAUGCAACAGGUCCCCACAAGAACUUCGUGGAUCAGAAGCGCAUUCAACAGCACGCUGCCACAACCUCCAACGCUGCCAGCACGGUUGAGCUGGCGACAUCUUAG